AUGUCUGCCAAGACCGAGGACGAGCGCGUGCUGGCCGCCAACCCGAACUCGACAACGAAGAAGAAGAUCACAUGCGCCAAGGAAGACCUCAGUCGCUCCACAAGCGGAACCAACUGCGUGCGCGAGCCCGAGCACCUCGCGUACUCGUCAGAGCCUUUCUCGGCUGCGCUGCCGCACGGCGUCGAUUCUGGCGCUGCUGCCGAGCUCGACGGGUGUGGACUUUGCCUUCCGCCGACCACGCACCUCGACAAAGUCGUCAUUUCCAUCACCCUCCGCGCGCGUACGUCCCAGCUCAUGCCGGCCUUGCAACUUGCGCCCGGUAGCCCGCUCAACGGGACCAUAUCUCGUUUUAAGCGCCUCUUUGCCCCGCUCUCGACCACCGUCGUUGACUCGGGCCUCGAGUCGAGGGACACGGUCGACUGGAGGUCCAUUUUCUGA
Molecule: messenger RNA, 438 nt
Organism: Saprolegnia diclina VS20
Lineage: Eukaryota; Oomycota; Saprolegniomycetes; Saprolegniales; Saprolegniaceae
Exons: 1
Coding region: 1-438 (145 amino acids)
Source: RefSeq, a predicted model, not a curated record